AAGUACAGUCCAAAGUAAAGUGCUACUGCAGAUAGCUGUGCAGAUGAUACGGUUAUUAUCUACAAUAUUGCCUUGGUUAGGCUUCUUUCUUGUGCGGGAAGCAACUUGUGAUGACUCAGACCAAGAGGCUACAUUACAACUGUUACUCAAUUCGUCUCCAGUAACACGGCUUGUCUCCGGUUUCAAGCUAACAUUGGAGUGUGAUAUUGCCGGUGGAGCGAAAUCGAUUAAUUGGUUUCAAAACGACGAAAAGUUAACAGUCUACGAAGAGGUAUCCAAAACGAAAGUGGAAUCAAAUGAUGAACUCAUCGAAAAGAUGAAAAUAUCACUGAUAACGAACAACGAUAACAAUGACCCGGUGGAUAAUCAAUUUAAGUGUCAAGGGAUGACAUCGGACGAGACAAAUUUCAAUUCCAACAGUAUUCUUCUUCGAGUGUUUCCUGCUAAAACUACAAAGGCUCCUGCCGAUAAUGAACAUACUUAUGAGGAUGAGUCUCACGAGCUUGUGUGUCAGUUCCCAGACAGUGAUGUGGUGACUAAGUACACUGUAUCGUGGGAAUUUAAUAUACAAAGUAUGGUGGAUCAAACCUGGUACACAAUUGACACCAAACAAACUGAUCUUGCUGAUGGAGAUGCAGUCAUCGAAACUAUUUUUAAGAUAACCAAGGUAGAUGCAGGAGCCGACGGAAAGUACUCUUGUUCCGUAACCUGGGAAAAUGGAGUUGUCAUUAGUUCUGGAGAAAUAACACUGGCAGUGCGAUUAAUAUCAGAUACUACAGAAGCAUUCUCCAUGUCCUCUGGAUUCCCUGCAAUGUUCAUGUGCUCCGCAGUAGGUGACAAAGUUGCUGCCAUAACAUUUUCAAUUACAGAUGCAGUUACAGAAAAUUCACGUGAUGUAACAGUGGUGGUAACAGAAUCCCAUGAUGAUCAACAAAGAGUUACCACAGUUGGGAAUUUUGACCUCAGUCAGCUCACAGCUAGCUCUUUUAUUAAUUGUGCUGUUCAGUGGGAUGGUGAUGCAAUCAUUCUUAAAUCCAACCCAAAUCUUGUGACUGUCAUGUUAGUCGAUAUCACCGAUAAAGGGGUCGGAAAAAAGAGAUCUGAUGGAUGGGUUGCUGAAAAGGUGUAUCUGGAGCUUAAGUGUAUAGCUGAUGUGCAGCUACCUUCAGGUUUAUGGGUGGAUCCUAUCCCUGAUUUUGAAUGGAUGCUACGUACAGAAAAAUCAUCUGAGUGGGUUAAAAUUGUGGACAGCGAUGAUAUCGAAUUUACGAUCAAGAGUUCGAAAACGUAUGGCGACAGACUUAUGAGUGCUCUAACUCUUGGCCCAAUACAGAUUGGACACAAUAAAUACGAUGUAAAAUGUAACGUCGACUAUCACAGCAAUGCUGGGCGAAAAUUUCAGGGAGGAAAGGUAUCAUCAGAGGAAUUUGAAGUUAAAGUGAUGCACAUCAAGUCUUUCUUGGUUGUCUCUGAUGACACCAUCGUUGUGGGCGAGGAUUUUGAUCUUGUAUGCUUGGCUUAUGGGCCUCCUGAUUCCAAAAAGGAGAUCGAAUUGUUAAACAAUUCAGAGGGCAAAUUCUAUCAUUUCUACACUAAAGUGUAUGACGGGGACGGGGAGAAUUACCGCGAAGAUUUCACAGUGAACGCAGAAUAUGUUGUAUUAGAUGGGGCCAAUCUCACUUGCCAGGUCAGAUUGGAACUUGAAGAUUACUCAUUUAACGUAAGUAAAUCGUUACUAGUGAAAUCAUACUACGAUUGCACCAAAGCUCCGAUAUCGUCCUUCGACACAUUACCGGGAAUGUCAAUUGAGUACACAGAUAACGAAGGGGACCGAACAGCUAAAGUUAUUUGUCCUGAUGAUAAUGUCCACGGGAAAUACAUAAUAGAUGGCACCGAUUACGUCAAGGAGGAAUCAUUUUGCUCAAAGCGCACUGGCGCCUACGAACCACCUCAACUUGCAUCGUGCAAAUUUGUGUAUCCCUUCGUUUAUGGAACGUAUGAGCAAGUUUGGGAUCUUCAAAAAGCUGAUUUCACGGUUUGCGAAUAUGAAGACACUAAUGAAGACUACUACUACUCUUCAACGCAAAUAUGGAAAAAUUUAGUUACAAGAUCAGAUAAAUGUGGUACUCACAUAGUGGUACCAUGUCUUAAAACUAACGAAUGCACGUUAGUGGAUGUAAGAGGGAAAACUGGUUGUCGCUGGAACAAUGAGACAAAAGCACUAACCAUCUUUUACACAGUGAAACUAACAAAUAAAGUGUGGACAGAAAAAGAAAGGGACGCUCUUGUAAACUUGCCUUUGAUUGACUACCGGGGCGUGCCUUUGGCUGUAGAAAUAAAGAUUCCGUUUUAUGAUUGUUCUGGGGCUGAAUGGAGAUCCCGGAUCAAUUAUCUCGGUAGGAUGGAGUUUGAUGCUGAUUCCGAUACGGUCAUUCAUAUUGAAAGAAAAAAAGGAAAAAGCCUCACUGGUCUGUACAUUGGUAUCGUUGUAGCGAUUUUAUUGGCAAUUGGGGCAGCUAUAGUCGUAUAUUACAGAAAGGCGCUAAUAGGAAGACUCAGGAAUUAAACAGGAAUCAGUGUAAACACCAAGAACUCAAGAAUUGUGUGAGCGGUAGGGAGACAACCUUGAGCUUAAAGU
Messenger RNA from Bolinopsis microptera, 2638 nucleotides. RefSeq lists its product as uncharacterized. The coding region runs from base 44 to 2566 and encodes 840 amino acids. Lineage: Eukaryota; Metazoa; Ctenophora; Tentaculata; Lobata; Bolinopsidae. The record is from RefSeq and is a predicted model, not a curated record. The transcript is spliced from 13 exons.